Molecule: messenger RNA, 6532 nt
Organism: Pristis pectinata (smalltooth sawfish)
Lineage: Eukaryota; Metazoa; Chordata; Chondrichthyes; Rhinopristiformes; Pristidae
Gene: nrn1a
Product: neuritin 1a
Exons: 3
Coding region: 694-1119 (141 amino acids)
Biological process (GO): neuron projection extension; nervous system development
Cellular component (GO): plasma membrane
Source: RefSeq, a predicted model, not a curated record
UUCACCAAGAAUUUAUUUUAACGAAAGGUUAGACUUUUUGGAAGGGCGAGGCUUUGAGCAGACCAGAAUUCGGGAGAAGGUUGGGGGGAGGGGGAGGGGGAGGGGGAGGGAGUGGUGUAGGAAGAGGUGAUGGCGACCGUUCACUCGGGAACACAUCACACCAUCGCAAACAACCGCUCGCCCAUUAACUACAGAUCCGUUCUCCCCAGCUAUUGCAGGGAAUGAAGUCAAUCCCACCAGCACGCACCCCUCUCUUUCGCCUUCCUGUUUCACCAAGCGCCUCCAAUGAUCUUCAGCCCAUUGAGUAGCAGGUUCAACUGCAGAGGGUCAAAAUCCCCGUUGGCCUCUCUCCUGGGAGUGUGAGGGCGGGCGCUGGGAGUAUGCAUUCUGCUCAUUAGCACGGAGAUCUGAAUCUUGCACUGGCUCUGAUGACUAUAAAUGGCGCGUCUUUUCUCUACCCUGCUAGGAUUCAGUAAUUGUAACCCAUACGUCAGGACUGUGCGUGGCCUGCGAGGCUGUUCGAGCACCCCUCCCCCUCUUCAGACGCCACAGUGAGCCUCUCCACUCCAGCUCUGUGCUGCCAUUACUGCGGGCACCAACUUGUUGGCACUCUGCAAUGUCCGGCCUUUGCUCACAUAUUCACAGAUAACCAUUUGAAAGCUUCCAGUCUCCAAUGGUUUUACUAAACGUAGGAUGGGACUUACGUUAAACGGAGUGUACCUUGUGCUUAUUCUUGGCGUACAGCUCGCCUAUCUCUUCCGUAGUGUGCGAGCGGCGGGGAAGUGCGAUGCAGUUUUUAAAGGGUUCUCCGACUGUCUGUUGAAACUCGGAGACAACGUGGCCAAUUACCAGCAAGGCGCGGACGACAAGCAGAAUGUUAAAACCAUCUGCUCAUACUGGAACGAUUUCCAUGCAUGUGCGACAACCGCGCUGGCGGACUGUCAAGAUGGAGCGACGGAUGUUUGGGAAAAACUCAAAGAAGAUUCCAAAAACCUGGAUUUCGAAGGCAGUUUGUUUGAUCUGUGUGAAAGGAAUAACUCCGCAAACACAAUAACUCCCCAGUGUUUUACCUUUGUCGUUUUAACAUUGUCCGCCUUACUGACCUGGAUUACACUCUAGGAAGACAGACAGGCGUUUAAACACACACACACACACACACACAGUGUGGAUUUGCAAUCAUUUCAGAACCACUGGACCUUCAAAAGAUAUUUACAAGGACUGGAAAUAUCUCCUAUCUUUUUGUUUUGAUUUACACAAAGGCGGCUUCGUGUUAUUUGCCAAAAUGUUACCGAGAAGCGAUCGGCGGUAAAACUCGCAGAGAUCACCUGAAUAAUAAAAAAAAGAUGCAAACCAGAACCCAAAAGUUCGGAUCAAACUCAGGAACGGCCUCGGGCCAUCGCUAUAGAUCGUGGGUCAUUCGCAGGAGGAGAGAGCGAGGACGAGAGAGAGAAAGAAAAGCAAAAAGCAGUUCACUCUUUUGUGCGAUUAAUCUGCCAAUUCGUUCUGUUCUACUGCCACCACCCCAUGCGAAUUCAAGUCAACAGCUUCAACCAUUGCACAAUCCUUAUAUUCUUCGCAGCACAACUAUGGUGAUCACGUCCCAGGAAUCUCCGAAUGACGGUCACGGUUUAAAUGCCAUUCCUCUUCGGAGAUUUGUUUCGUAUUGUAAAGAUAUAUUGCCAUCUUCAUCAGCCUUUUUAGUUUCUUUAUUUUAAAUAUAUAUCUAUAAAUAAUAAAUAUAUAUGCUGACUUAUUUUUGGAUGUCGCGUAGCAGAAUAGAUCACAAAAGGUCUUCAAUGUAUCUCAAACGAAACGAUAUGAGAACCAAUCAUUAUUUUAGAGAUUAACAAAAAAUACUCGCAAACCGGCAAAAAAUAACUAGAGCUACAUAUCCAGAAAUAAAUAAAAUAUAUGAGUUUGUGUGUUUGAAAUGGCAGUGUCACUUGUUGUUUGAGCGAGUAUUAGAGGGAACAAUAUUAAUCGGUCUAAUAUGUUAAUAUCCUGAAAGAAUAUGGUUAUACUGCUGUCGUACGAUUUGUAUUAAAAUUAUGAUUUAAAAUAUCCAUAUCCCAGCCUCUGCUGCUCAUGCUUUUAGUAACAGACGGAUUGUUCCAUAAUUAAUAAGACAGGAUAUUCAGGCAGUAGCGAGGUUGUAAUCGAUAUGAGUGGGCGUAAUGUUGCCCGUUAUCCGGUGUUUUUAGUCUAAAAGAGAUGGAGAAAGAGGUAGGAGUGGGGAGAAGAGGGAGACAGGGGUCAUUAGUAGGGACAGGAUAGACCCAGAACAUCUGAUAAAUAGUUUAGAUUUGAUAUGGAGGGAGAAAGGGCAACGGAUGUUUGAAGAUGCUCUCGGUAACGGAGGCAGGAACUCGGCUCUCCCUGGCCCUCCAGCGUACUUUGAAUAGAACACUAGAUUGUGAAGAUUUCUCCGCUGAAGUUGGCGUUGUAAAUGUACUGUGAUGGCGAUGUAAAUUUUCCACUAGUUCCUUGAGCAUUAGUAUGGGCGGUAACCUGGUGUGCUUUCCCCUAAGUACAUCCUCUGCAGUCUCUCAUCCCCGACUGACCGCUCGCCUUCAGGUAGACGCCAAGCCACCUUCAACUCUUCCUCCAGACCCGGUUUAGAAACAAUUUUAUGUUCUAGGCCUGCAUUUAGUUUUCAGAAUUAUUCGGUGAGUUGUUAAAUCGUAACCCGGGACUGUAUCGAAGUGGCUUUCAAGCCAACAAAAACAAGGCUUCCAGGAGUCGCAUUCAACUCCUUGCAAGGAAUCCGGUCAAGACUGAUUAGUGUAGAUAGGAAAAAUUCCGUCCAGAUUAUUCUGCAAAAAGAAUUUAAAAUAUUCUGAUAGACAUAUUAACCCAAAUCAAUGACUUGAAUUAACAUCUAUAUCAGAGUAUUGUAAAUUCGCUAAAUCAAGAAACUAAGCAGGUUUUAUAAUAUUCUUUUGAUUCGAAUGUAAUAAAACAGGAUAUAAAAUCAGACUAACCAGUAUAACGUGAUCUGGAUUAUUUGUUGUCUGUCCCCAUGAGGUUUCCCCCAAAGAGGGAUUAUAAACAGGUCCUCCAGAAACGUUUCAAGACAUUCCCCAGUCUGAAGGCGAGACCCCUACGCAUUUAGCAGUCCGGGUAAAACACGAAACUAUUUUAGACAUAGGCCUGAAUUAAUCUCCUUGGAAGCAAUCUUUUUUUUAAUAUUCAGCUCUAACCACAGCAAAAGCGAAUGUGAUUAAAUGGAGAUGAAAUAUUAAAUCAUGGUUUUUAUGAUAUAGAGCUAUAAAUUCUACCAAAUGGCCCUGUAACUCAUUGCAUCGAGAUCUGGUAAAACAUGGUCUUGGGACACCAGGUACCCUCUAAGAUAAUUUCAUAUAAGGUCAAUAAUUUUAACAGGUGUAUUUAUCAGUUGAGCAGAUCCCUGGCGUAAUACAGAUUUAACAACGGAAUGGGGCUGUUAACUCCGCAGCGUCAGAGACUGGACGAAGCUCCAGUUCUGAACUGUGGAAUUGGGAAUUCAGUUUCAAGUUCAAAAUUUUGACUUUGCAAAUUGUCUUUUGCUUCUUGCAGUCCCGGUGAGUGUCAGACCCUUGACAGUUUUUUUUUCCGGCCCUCCAGCGUCACCAGGCUCCAGAGGGGGCUGAUAUGAAUGAAGGUCGCCCCGGGGGAAGUACAUUGGGUCGUGAAUGCGGCAAGGCAGUGAGAGAGGGAGAACCCCUCCCCUGCGCAGAUCACACUCACACAGCCUCGCCGCAAGAGAGGGAGGGCGAGAACCCGCCCUCGAGCGCAGGCUAUUUUAGUGAGCUUCAUUGCAGGGAGGCGGCGGUGGGGAGGGGGGGCUUUCCAAUGUGCUUUGGUAGACUUGUAAUCAUGGAACUGGCUGAUCAAUGGUUACACGUCCCCAAGUCAGCAGGGAUGAAGCAGGCACUUAAACAGCCUUUUUGUGUGUGUGCACUGCACAUUACACUGGAUCAAAGCUCGUGCCAUUGCAGGACCAGUUAACUAGUGCUGGACGGUUAUCAAAUUUUGGAAAUAUUAAUAGUGGAAAACGAGGAGGAGCGAGUUUCUGUUGCUGGCAGUGCGACUAAGGCGCGGGUAUUCAUGGAGAUCAGAAAAUGAUUUAGUAAUGAAUGUUUCAUGGUUAGUUCUGCAGGAGGCUGCGUUACCUAGGCGACUGCGGCGGGGAGAAGGUUGAUGGACAACUUCAGGUGCGUGCAGUUGAGCAGAAACAGGGAUGGGAGGGAUCUAGAAAGAGAGAUGCAAAUUAAAACUGAUUCCCACGAGAUAAAUUCAUAAAUCAUCGCUGCUAAAUGUGAAUUGACCUGAGUUUUAAUCCAACAAAAGGCAUUUUUCUUUUGUUUUGUAUAACCUCAUCCGCAAAACACAACGUGCAUUGAAGCAUCUGUGGCGAUUUUAUCUGCAGCGGAUCCGUGCAGUGUGAGAUGAACUAUUUAUGGAGUUGUCCUGCCGGGAGGUGGACAAGCCGCCAAGCUCUGAAUGUGACUGCUUGUGCCUUGGGUUCUGGAGCUGGAUGGGAGGGAGCAGCUCUGUGAGAUCACAGCUAAAACAGCCACAGUGUGAAAAUGUGAUCUUUCCUCAGUUUGGAAUAGAGUCACGCCGAGUCAGCUGGUAUUUAAUUAACAUCCCGCCUGCAGUAUGCGACCAUGGUUUCAGGCAGGGCACGUUUCGGUUGUAGUAGAAUCAGGGUGCCACGUUUCACAUCAAAAUCGUAGUGUCAGAAAUGAAAAUAAAGUUCUAACCCCCCCCCCCCCCCCGCGAAGCGGGAACCCGAUUUAAAACCAAUGAAGCAUUUUGGAAGUGUAGGAAAACGGAAUAAAGGAUGUUUGUCUUAAAAUAAUCAAAAGCAACGAUACUGCCAGUAAGUCGACAGUAUAACCAUAUUCUUGGCAAGGGUCUCAGAUUCUGAAAAACAAUAUAACAUUACCGAAACUUAACAAAUUAGAUCAUGAACUAUAUUAACAUUUAUUGCCAUGAAUAGGAAGAACACGUUUGCACAAAUGGCUUGCAAAAAACAAAACAGUGAAAAUAACGCAAUUUAGCGAACGAAAAGUGUGGGAAAUUGUCUGAGAACCCGAGAGCGGUUCUGUAUUUUCCGCAGGACACGGUUAGACCACCCGCCCUUCCCCAAAUGUUGUGCACUUUCAGCUAUUUUAUCCAAACAUUAACGAAGCCAACCUCGACCUGUGCUUUAAACAAAUUAGAAUUAUUUUCAUCCCAGUUUUGCACGUUCAGACCGAGUUCAAUGGUUGGACGGACGCAAACGCCUCAGCGACGCGGUGGGUUGCGAUGCGGAAGGUCUAUAUCGUGCAACCCACUUCUGGUGUUAAACGUCCGAUACCCUUCCAUAAGAAGCUGUUUACCGAGUGACCGGUGUAACGGAUGGUGGGUACAGUGGUAUAAAUAUGCACAUUCGUUUAAAGUGCUUAGACUGUUUUAACAGCCUCACACACCCGCCUAUGUCUGCCUAUAAACGUUACACUCUAUAAACAUAGCAGAGAUUAGGUCUUCAUAAAAAGCCCAGCUUUAACAAAGAGCCGCAAAACAAGAGCACUGUUUUGCAUACUAAAAUGGCACAAAUAACGAGUAGGUUGGUUGUCGAAACAGAUUGCAGAUUCCAUUGCUAUAUCCAAUAAAACAGUUUUCAAUAUAGUUACCUCAAGUAAAAGCAAAAGAUACUUCGCAACAGAUGUAGUUUUGAGAUUAAUGAUUUACUCGCUUCUCUGCGCUUUUCUUUUUGGGGGUUUUAUAUAGAAUCGAAGUUUUUUUGUAAUAUUAGUUCUUGUGCGAACAAAACCAAGUGUUCUAUGUGUUUAAAGAUUCGGAUAAUUGCUUGCAACCAUUGAAGUGGAGUUGAUGCCUUUAUACCCGUCCUUAUGUAAUCCUUGUGCCCAUAAUCACAAGAGUGUGCAAAAGUGUCGUGAUGUAAUAAUGCCUGAUGUCUUUUAAAGAACCUCGAUUUGUUUCGUUGGAUAUGUUCAUUGUUUUUUUUUGCUCGACGUUGUAAUGAAAUCUCACAACGUUACCUUGACUUUAUUAAGCAGUGUAUGCGAUGAACAUAAGGGGGGUGAGAGGGCAGUGACGGAUCUUUGGCGAAGCUUCCUAGUUUAUCGUUUACUGUAACUGAGUCUCAAAGGAUCCAACGAAGGAAGAUUGCAAGGAAAUGAGCAGUCAGCGGUUUCGCACUGCUUUCAUCAUGAUAACAGCGACGUUAAGGGGACAAUGGGGAAAUUCAGCACCCGGAUUCCUUGCAAAUCUUCCUGCUACACUCCCUUGCUUUCCGUGAACCCGAUAAAGAACUCACGUGCAUGCUACUCCUCGUUUGCAGAUUCAUCCAGUGUUGCUCUGUCGGCAUGCAUUAUUCAUCCAGACCUGGGCGAUAUGCUAUUGACUGUUAAAUGGGACGAUUAUAUUUCUGUACCUUUUUAUUUUCUGUUCAUUUCAGGGGGCGAGUUGGGGAAGAAUCAUAUCUCUUAGAAAUAUUAUAUUUAUGUGGUAAAGGCUGGUGCUUUGUUUUUGGUUUUAUGCG